This is a messenger RNA of Oryza brachyantha (malo sina), 1908 nucleotides long. Its product is annotated as polyprenol reductase 1. Gene Ontology annotation, biological process: polyprenol catabolic process; dolichol-linked oligosaccharide biosynthetic process. The coding region runs from base 465 to 1520 and encodes 351 amino acids. The transcript has 7 exons. The record is from RefSeq and is a predicted model, not a curated record. Gene Ontology annotation, molecular function: 3-oxo-5-alpha-steroid 4-dehydrogenase activity. Lineage: Eukaryota; Viridiplantae; Streptophyta; Magnoliopsida; Poales; Poaceae. Gene Ontology annotation, cellular component: endoplasmic reticulum.
AAUCUCACAUUGCAGUUUGCGGAAGCGGACUAGCGAAGGGAAGUCUGCGUGCUCUUGGUUUUCUCCUCCCCCCCACGCACAUCCUCUUCCAACUCGAUUCCCUCCCGCUUCUGCAGGGGUCCCCUUCGGCGAGCGGCUGAGGAGUGAGGACCUCCGCAUCCUCUCGCUCCCAGGCCCGCCGUGCUGCCGUUGCUCCGGCGGCUGCUGCUGUGCAGCCUACCGCCGCCGCCGGCGCAUUUCCUUGCAGUUACUGGCCUACCGCCCUGCGUCGUCGCUGACUCGCCAGCCGGUGGUCGCCCUGCGGCCCUGCUCGCGGCUCCUGCACGGUGCGGCUGCGCCCUAGCCCCCUGCCGUCCAUUGCAACGCCGCCGCAGCCCGGGUCCGAGUGCUGCCUGACACAGGGCAAUCAGAGUAGGAACAUCCAACAAAAAAUUCCUUGAGCUGCCACUUUGGCGCUACCUUCCAUGGAGAUGGAGAGCUGGCCUGCCCUCCAGCCGAUGUUAUGCCUCGCCUGGCUCGCCGCCACACUCCCCAUCAUCACCGCCGCACUGCCAAUCCCUGCAGCUGCCGGCGGCCACCUUCUUCACCGGCUUCUCUCAGCUUUCUCAUCCCGUGGCAAGACCGUGAGGGCCUCCUCUGCCUCGUCCUCCACUUCCAAGGCGAAGUUCACUGUUCCACAAAAAUACUUUAUGCAUUUUUAUGUGGUUGGAGUGGUGGCGACAACAACUUUGCUUCUGGCAAUAUGGUUCUAUGCUUAUAUGAAAAUGACACCAUUAGUGCCUGAGUCAUCAAAUUACUCCACAAUUGCUAGCCAUCUUGUAGGCUCAAAUUCAUUCUCUUUUGGUCGUGUUCGUUCGCGCACCAUGGGACACAAGUAUCGUGUUUGGCGAACAGUAUUUGUACUCCUAUUGAUGGAAAUUCAGGUUCUGAGACGGCUAUAUGAGACUGAACAUGUGUUCCACUACAGCCCAUCGGCUCGGAUGCACAUUGUAGGAUAUUUGACGGGUCUAUUCUACUAUGUGGCUGCACCAUUGUCUCUGGCUAGUUCUUGUAUUCCUGAAGCAGCAGAGUAUCUUCAAGGUCAAGUAGCUGAGUUCAUAGUAAAGGGUCGUGCGCGAAUGCCAGAUCUAGUAAUUGAUUCAUCAUCUCUACUACUACCCCUUCUAAAGUUGGGGUGGAGUCAGUGGAUAGGUGCUGUUAUAUUCAUUUGGGGUUCCCUCCAUCAGAUCCAUUGCCAUGCGAUUCUUGGAUCGUUGCGUGAACACAAAGAUUCUGAUGAAUAUGUAAUUCCCUGCGGUGACUGGUUUAAUAGGGUCUCUUGCCCUCAUUACCUUGCUGAACUAGUUAUUUAUUUUGGCAUGUUGGUUGCUAGUGGUGGAGAAGACAUUCCGGUGUGGUUCCUGUUCAUAUUUGUGAUAACAAACCUGUCAUUCGCAGCAGUAGAAACUCACAAGUGGUAUCUUCAAAAGUUUGAAGACUAUCCUCGCUCUCGCUAUGCUAUCAUUCCAUUUGUAUGCUAGUGACUACAGAAUGGCUACAUUACCUAAAGCAUUCUUUGUACACAAUUACAACAUGUAACUUAUCGUGAUGUAAAUGUGAUUACUACUCCCUCCAUCCCAAAAUAAACCAAUUUUUUGGGAAUGGAUGUAGACACCCAAUUGUCUAUAUCCAUAUCCAGAAGUUGACUUUUUUUUGGAACGGAUGAGUAUUAUGCUACCGUAGAGGUUGGAAGUGUUGUACUGUUUAGCCUAAACAACCAUAUCCACGCGGAAUGUAUUUGGAACACUUCAUGUUGUGUUAUGGUACACACUUGGAUAUUUAACUGGAACUUUGUCAAGCUGUGACAACCAAGGCAAUGUCAGUUCCUGAUUCCUGACUUAAAAUAUUGCACUAAUAUAUUUGCGUUAC